Molecule: messenger RNA, 2183 nt
Organism: Ochotona curzoniae (black-lipped pika)
Lineage: Eukaryota; Metazoa; Chordata; Mammalia; Lagomorpha; Ochotonidae
Gene: PAK1IP1
Product: PAK1 interacting protein 1
Exons: 10
Coding region: 238-1422 (394 amino acids)
Molecular function (GO): protein binding
Source: RefSeq, a predicted model, not a curated record
GAGCGCGCAGACAGGAAGGCCCCCUCUCCUCCCGGCGUGCGGGUCGGCGGAGAAGUCUGGGAGGGAAGCCUUGGCAGUGGGAACUUGUCGUCCCUGUGCAGGAUCCAUUGCUGACCUCUGUGGGAGGGAAGCCUUGGCAGUCCUCUGCCUGUGCACGGUCCGUUGCUGACCUCUGUAGAGGCCAGCCUUGGCAGCGCGGGCUCUCCUCCCUGUGCAGGGUCCACGGAGCGCGCUUGCAUGGAGCUGGUGGCGGGCUGCUACGAGCAGGUGCUCUUCGGGUUCACCGUAAGCCCGGAGAGGGAGGCGAGCGGCGGCCGCGAGAAAUGGACCGCGGCGGCUCACUUCACCCACCACGCCCACACCGCCUCCCUGUCGGCUGUGGCAGUCAACAGUCGCUUCGUGGUCACCGGGAGCAAAGAUGAAACAAUCCACAUUUACGACAUGAAGAAGAAGAUUGAGCACGGGGCCCUGGUGCACCACAACGGAACAAUUACUUGCCUGAAAUUCCAUGGCAACAGGCACCUAAUCAGUGGAGCGGAGGACGGACUCAUCUGUGUGUGGGAUGCGAAGAAAUGGGAGUGCCUCAAGUCGAUUAAGGCUCACAAGGGACACGUGACCUUCCUCUCUGUUCACCCCUCUGGCAAGUUGGCCCUGUCUGUGGGUACCGACAAGACUCUAAGAACAUGGAAUCUUGUGGAGGGACGAUCAGCAUUCAUAAAAAAUAUAAAACAAAAUGCUCACAUAGUGGAAUGGUCACCCAAGGGAGAGAAAUACAUAGUUGUCACGCUGAAUAAAAUAGACGUGUACCGGCUGGACACGGCGUCCGUCAGCGGGACCAUCACGAACGAGAAGAGAGUUGCUUCUGUUCGGUUUCUCUCAGAAUCUGUCCUCGCCGUGGCUGGAGACGAAGAGGCUGUCCGGUUUUUCGACUGCGAUUCUCUAACAUGCCUCUGUCAAUUUAAAGCUCAUGAAAACAGGGUCAAAGACAUGUUCAGUUUUCAGACUCCAGAGCACCAUGUCAUUGUGACUGCGUCAAGUGAUGGCUUCAUCAAGAUGUGGAGGCUGCAGCAGGAGAAGAAAGCACCGCCAUCUUUGCUCUGUGAGGUGAACACCGGGGCCAGGCUGACGUGCCUUGGGGUGUGGCUGGACCCAGCAGCGGCCCCCCAGGAAAGCCUUCCUGCAGGGGCAGAGCCCGCUCCUGUAAAUAAAGAACAGUCCAAGAUCAUCAAGAAGGAACCUGCCACGGCAGUGCAGGAAGAAGCAGUGCAGGCAAAACCUACAACAAAGACACGUGGUUCAGCAGGGCGCCACGAGAAGCCAACAGCGGGAGACAGAGUCAGCCUGGUGGCAAGCAAGAGGAAAGCGGUGGGAACGCUGGGGAGGAGGAAGAGGAAAAAGCAGAAAACAGACCUGAUGGCGUGAGUCCCAGGCUUCCCUUCUUAAGAGAACUGGUUUUUAGGCGAAUCAUUCUUUUUAGAUAUUUAAGGUGGCUUCUGUUUGUUUUUUUCCUACUGAAAGCAAGGAAUUUCCUAUGGAGAAAUUGUACCUUGGUAUUUUUUCUAACAAUGGUAAAAAAUUAUUCUAGGCAGACAACACUUUAUUAUGUAUCAUGGUUGUGUGUGUUAAUAUGUAACAUACAAAGUAAACUAUACAUACUUUAUAUGUAUGAAGGUAAAGACUUUUUUGUCAAAAUAUUAUAGUUUAAUAAUUAAAAAAAAUGUUAAACAUUAUUUACCAAUAGUGGAUACAGUGUUAUUUUUCUUCUAGAUGAGGAAACUAUGAAAAAAGGUGCCCUGCGCUGGCUUCUUCAGAUGGUUCUAAUAAUUUUAGUGCAAAUUUUGUAUUUUCGGUAACAAAAGUUAUAAAAAACAUUGUCAUUCCAGCAAGUAUAUUACAGCAAACUCAAACACUGCCCGUGUCAGUGUUCUGGUCCAGCACACUGAGCUGCCGCUUGCAGUGCCAGCGUCCCGUAUCAGAUCCAGUGCACCUGACAAAGUGGCAGCUGUCUCGGGCACUUGGGUCCCUGCCACCCCUGUGGGAGACCCGGAUGGAAUUCCAGGCUCCCUUCCUCUGAUUUGGUUGUUGGGACUAUUUGGGAAGUCAGUCAGCAGAUGGGGGAUACCCUCCUCUAUCUGCUUUUCAAAUGAAGAAGUAAGUAAAACUUUGUAAAAAUGUUAAGUAUU